AGUUGCUGACAACAUUCUAAGACAGUUCCACACCAGCUCAACAUGGCCUACAAGUUCACCAGCUCCCUGCUCCUGAUCGCAGCCGUUGCUGCCGUUUCUCUGGCGGAACCUGCACGGUUCCGUGGCCGAUCCUCUCGGCUGCAGUUUGCUAGACAAGAGCAAGUUCCAGAGGACCAGGCUGCUCCGGCCGAUCCCGCUGUGGAUAUUGCGCCCACUCCGGCCUCGGCUCCCUAUCCGCCGGCCGGAGUGACUCCGGAAGUGCCCUUCGACCUGCCCACGGAGACCGAAGCUCAGCCUGACCUGACCUACGGACCGCCAGCUGAGCCGGACAACACCUACGGACCCCCGGACAACACCUAUGGACCUCCUGCCGAGCCUGAUAACACCUAUGGACCCCCAGCUGACGAUGUCCCUGUUGAGCAGGCCCCUCUGGAUGCUGCCGAGCCCGUUCCCGCAAGUCUGAUCCAGCCCCGUAAUGGACGCCUCCGCAGCCGCCGUCCCGUUCCGGAGAAGUUGCGAUCCGCCCAGAUCAUUCGCUCCCGACCAGUGCUGGUCUAUACCAUCUAAAGUGGGUCCAUCGCCUUUGUUAACAUAUGGAUGGAAUCGAAACAUUAGGAUACACAUAUUUAAAUCUGUUGCUAAAUAAAUAAUCGAUUUGUUGUUAAAUAUAUUAAAAGAUCAGUUUUUAUGUAGAGACUAACUAGUAAUGAGGAGGGUUGGUAAAAGUUGGUAAACUGGCUUUGCAGUUGAAGCUGAUAACAAUAAUAUUUGACUUUUUCAAUAAACACUUUUACUAUAAAAUGUCACAAUAAAUAGCACUACGAUUCACGUGAAACUUAUUGCACUAUGCAAGAAUAAGAAAUAAAUCAUGUAGACUAAAAUCAA
This is a messenger RNA of Drosophila elegans, 885 nucleotides long. Its product is annotated as fibrous sheath CABYR-binding protein. The record is from RefSeq and is a predicted model, not a curated record. Bases 43 to 567 code for a protein of 174 amino acids. NCBI's taxonomy places the organism in Eukaryota, Metazoa, Arthropoda, Insecta, Diptera, Drosophilidae. The transcript has a single exon.